AUGAUAUUCAUUAAAGGAGCAAUUCCCUAUGAUGAAGACACAACAGAGAGACACAGCCUGAAGAGUGCUGGGAGGUCGAAGGAUCAAAAUAUUAAGGAGCUGACACAAAAGGGCACGGGGCUCAAUCAGGUGGAUAAAGAGAGCAACCUCCUCGACACAGGGCUAAAUCUGGUGAAUGAAGAGGAGACACUUCUCUCCACAGAGUUCAAACUUUCCAAUGUGGACUUUGUGAUCAAAAUUCAGGAGCUAAAAGUUCAAGAAAGAGAGGAUGCCCUCUUUGCAUGUGUCCUGACACACCCACUCCCCAGGAUCACAUGGAUGGGCAAGGGCAGCACCCUGGAGGAUGGAGAGAAAUACAGCAUAACCAUGUCAGACCACAAACUGAUCCACAGGCUGCUGAUCAAGGACUGCACCCAGCUGGACAAAGGCAUCUAUUCAGCUGUGGCUGGCAUAAAGUCCUGCAGUGCCUGGCUGGUUGUUCAAGCUGAGAGUGACCCUGCAUCUGCUGAACGGAAGAGAGCUCGUAAAACUACCUUGGCUGGUGGAGCACGGAUCGACCUUGAGAAGGUGGCCAGAGAGCAACAAAUAAAAAACAGAGAGGAGAUAGAGAAGAUUUUAGCAGCUGUAAAAGUAAAACACGGAGAAGGACAACUGAAAGAGAGAAAGACUUUAAUCACAAAUGGAAGAGAUGGUGAAAUAAGUGCAGCCACUGGACCGGGUAGAAACAGUGGAGCAGUAAACGAUGACAUGCCUGAUGCUGUAAAAGCCAGCACCCUGUCUGAGCCAACAGGGAGCAAAGAGAAAGCCAAGAUCAAAAACUCAGGAGGAAAUGGCACAAAAACAAAAUUGGAUGUUUCAGGGUGUGUGACACAAGAAGGGGCCAAGAUCAAAAACUCAAGAGAAAAUGGCACAGAAACAAAAUUGGAUGUGUCAGGGUGUGUAACACAAGCAGGAGCUCAACAGAUAGUAGAUGACCCCAAGAACAAGAAACACAGCAGAUCUGGUCAAGCGGAUUUUGACAAGGUAACAGAGUCCAGUGGCAGAAGUGUUGAUGCAGUGUUCAACCAGAAUCAAACAUUUGCCACAAGUCAAAAUGAAGUGACAGAUGCUGCUGGAAAUAAAGACUCUACUGGGUCUGUCAAACAGCGAAAGAGCACAAGGAAGGUCCACUGGAAACAUCCCACACCUGAGCAAGAUCAAAAUGGACUGGCAGGUGAAGAUGAAGCACGUGACGAUGAAGCACGUGACAGUGAAACACAUGACAAUGAAGCACGUGACAGUGAAGCAGGAGACGAUGAAGCACGAGAAGAUGAAUCAAGUGACGAUGGAGCAAGUGACGAUGGAGCGAGUGACGAUGGAGCAAGUGACAAGGGAGCAAGUGACAAGGGAGCAAGUGACAAGGGAGCAGGUCACAGGGAUGAGGAUGGGGACUCUACCGGCCAGGUCAAGCGCUUACGUUCUUCAAAGAAAAGAAAAAGGCGACAGAAAGCAGUCAAUGGUGAAAGUAAACAUCCUGAAGACCGUAAUGAGUGUGACGAGACUGAGGAUGCAACCAGCACUGCCAAACACUCAAGGCGUAAAAGACAAGGCCCACUGAUAGAAGAUGUGGUGAUUGAUCCAGGAGUUCAGUUCAUCUGUGGCUUGUCUGAUGUCAACGCUGUCAUCAAUGAGACUGCUGAGUUAACAUGUAAGCUCAGCAGUGAGGACUGUGAGGGAGCCUGGUUCAGAGACGGCAAAAAGAUACUGCCAGAUGACAACUUCUCUGUCACUAAAGAUGGUGCGAUCCAUAAAUUAGUCAUAAUCAGGUGCAAUGAAGAGCACUCUGGGAAAUACCGCUUUGAGGCAGAUGGUCGUAAAACUGAGGCAAUGAUCAACGUCAAAGAUCCCCCAAGGUUUGACCCUGAAGACCUUGUUGCAUUCACUGAGCCUGUGACAGUUAAAGUGGGGCACAAUGUCUUCUUCAAACUGCAUUUUGUUGGCCACGAACCCAUAAAGAUUAAGUGGUACAGAGAGGGAGAAGAGCUCCUAGAGGACAACAACACAAAGCUAGAGAAUUCUGCGAAUCACAGCCGCCUGCUCCUGAUCAGGUGCCAGAGAAAGGAUACGGGAGACAUCAAAAUCAAGCUCAAGAACGAACAUGGCUUCACUGAGGCUAUUUCACAGCUAAUUGUGCUUGACAAACCCUCUCCACCGCUGGGUCCUGCAGAGGUAAUGGAGAGCUCAGCAACAUCUAUUGAAUUCAGGUGGAGGCCUCCGAAGGAUGAUGGUGGCUCACCUGUGAUUAACUACAUAAUGGAGCGACAGCAGGUUGGACGAAACACCUGGAAGAAAUUAGGGGAAGUCACAGGUGUGUCCAGCUACCGCGACAUAGAUGUGGACCGUGGUCGGAAAUAUUGCUACCGUAUCCGGGCCGUGACUGCAGAGGGUAUAAGUGAAGCGAUGGAGACUGAUGAGAUGCAAGCCGGCAUGCUAGCGUUUCCUGGCCCUCCAGCACCUCCAAAGGUGGUCAGCGCAUCUGACGACUGCAUCAACAUUUCCUGGGCUUCUCCGACUAACACAGGAGGGUCACGUAUCCUGGGCUAUAUUUUGGAGAAACGCAAGAAGGGGAGUAAUCUCUGGUCUGUCGUCAAUGCCAUGGAUGAACUAAUAAAAGAGAAGAAUUAUGCAGUGAAAGAUGUGGUGGCAGGAAUGGAAUAUGAAUUCAGAGUCACUGCCAUAAACCUCUCGGGAGUUGGUGAAUUCAGCAACCCCUCAGAGUUCGUAUUUGCACGGGAUCCAAAGAAGCCUCCUGGUAAAGUUACAGGCCUGAAGGUGACAGAAACGUCUUACAGCCACUUGGUCCUGACUUGGACCAAACCUGAGGAGAAGCCAGGGAUACAGGAUGAAGCGAAGGGAUAUUUUGUCGAGAUUCGUCCUGCAGAGAGCAUUGAAUGGUCCCGCUGUAAUACCACUCUCAUCAUCACGACUACCUUCAGUGUGAAAGGCCUUAAGUCCAUGGGCAUGUACUGGGUGAGAUUGAUUGCGACUAAUGAUGGAGGAGAGAGUGAUCCUGAGGAGCUCGCCAACUACGUCGUUGCAAUGCCCUCGCCUGUGAGACCAAAGUUCACAAACCACAAGAUGAAGAGCUUCAUGGUGGUGAGGGCGGGAAAUUCUGUCAGGAUCACAAUAAACUUUGAGGCCUCUCCACGACCUCAUAUCAUGUGGCUGAAGGACAAUGUGCCCGUGACAAAACGAGUGACAAUCAGUAACUCUGAUGGCUCAUCCCAGCUGCUGAUCCCCUCAUCUGAGCGCUCUGAUUCUGGCAUUUACUCAAUUUUGGUGAAAAAUCUUGCAGGACAGGAGACAUUCAGUAUAGAGGUCAGAGUCACAGAUGAUCCGAAGCCUCCUGGACUCGUAGAACUGGAGGAAAACGUGCCCGGCACAGUGACCGUGAGAUGGGAUCCUUCUCCUGAUGAGAAACGUGACGACCGCCUCCACUACAUAGUGUCCAAACUAGACUCCACCAAACGCACAUGGACCACAGUGGCUGAAAGACUCUUCAAUAACAAGUUCACAGUCUGCAACAUCAUGCACGGGAGGGAGUAUCAUUUUCGGGUGUAUGCCAAAAAUGACAUGGGCGUAUCUGAACCCUCGGAGUCACCGACCUACGGGACAGAGAAGAAGAAGGAAAAAUUUGUGGUCAGCGUACCGACGAGAAAGGACUGUGACCUGCGAUGUGCUCCGACCUUCAUUGUACCUCUGAAGCUCCACACUGCACCCAAAGGCUAUGAAUGCUACAUGAGCUGUGCAGUGAAGGGAAAUCCAAGGCCUCGCAUCACGUGGUAUCGAAAUCACAUCAGCGUAAACACUGACACCAACUACUACAUCUCCGACACCUGUGGAGUUUGCUCCAUGUUAAUCCUCCGCGUCGGCCCCAGAGACAUGGGGGAGUACACCAUCACUGCAGAGAACGCCCUUGGACGGGCUGAAUGCUCCACAAUCCUCAGUGUCAGAGGUGAGAGAGAAACACACCUGCACUUUAAUUUAAAAGAUAGGUGGCACAAAAAACAUCCUUAUUAA
Epinephelus fuscoguttatus (brown-marbled grouper) is the source of this 4059-nucleotide messenger RNA. RefSeq names its product immunoglobulin-like and fibronectin type III domain-containing protein 1. The coding region runs from base 1 to 4059 and encodes 1352 amino acids. The transcript is spliced from 18 exons. Lineage: Eukaryota; Metazoa; Chordata; Actinopteri; Perciformes; Serranidae. Gene Ontology annotation, molecular function: protein binding. The record is from RefSeq and is a predicted model, not a curated record.